Messenger RNA from Xiphias gladius (swordfish), 3882 nucleotides. Its product is annotated as serine/threonine-protein kinase PAK 2-like. The record is from RefSeq and is a predicted model, not a curated record. Lineage: Eukaryota; Metazoa; Chordata; Actinopteri; Istiophoriformes; Xiphiidae. Gene Ontology annotation, biological process: regulation of axonogenesis; regulation of MAPK cascade; protein phosphorylation. Gene Ontology annotation, molecular function: protein serine/threonine kinase activity; ATP binding. The transcript is spliced from 16 exons. The coding region runs from base 448 to 1998 and encodes 516 amino acids. Gene Ontology annotation, cellular component: cytoplasm.
AGUUUCGCACAACGAGCGCUACGGAAGCCGUGCGGUUCCGAGUCCUCGGUCUGUUUUCUACGACGUUCCGCUUCCUCCUCGCCAGGUUCCUCCCCCGGGCCGAGCAGAGAACCCGGCUUGAGGGUGCUCAGGGGAGAGAAACGGGGAAUAAGGUGCCGUGCGUUAGAGGACGAAAUCGUUUUUCAGACGUCCAGGAAAGUUCGCGGAAAUCUCGGCGUCAAAUCUGGGCUUUUAAGCGGACUGAAGACCAGCAGGAACGGGGCGGAGUUUCGGGAGUUCGGCCGGAGUGUGUUUGAGACUUUGCGGUUGACAGCAUCUGGAAGCACUCAGACUGAGCGGCAUCUUCUUCCACAACAGUUGCGGAGACACUUUUCCUGUCUCCGAAGGGGACAAAAAUAAAGCACGGCACGCAAGAGAUCCAGAUGCUAGUGGUGUACGUGUGUGUAGAUGUGUGACAGCGGAGUGUGUGAGGACAAGCCCCCCGCCCCCCCUGUCAGGAUGAGCAGCCAAGGAGGAGGAGCCAAGGACCCCCAGUCAGCCAAUCCCAGCUCUCGGCCGCUGCCCUCUGUGCCAGAGGAGAGGAAGUCCAGAAACAAGAUCAUCUCCAUGUUUGCCUCUGAGAAAGGAGGCAGGAAGAAGGACCGGGACAAGGACAGACCUGAGAUAUCCUCCCCGUCGGACUUUGAACACACCAUCCAUGUGGGCUUUGAUGCUGUCACUGGAGAGUUCACUGGCAUGCCAGAGCAGUGGGCCCGUCUCCUUCAAACCUCAAACAUCAGUAAAUCAGAACAGAAACAGAAUCCUCAGGCCGUCCUCGACAUUCUCAAGUUUUAUGACUCCACCAGUGGAAAACAGAAAUACCUCAGUUUUUCCGCCUCGGAUAAAGACUCACAAUCGCUGGGCAAGCAGGGUACGGUGAGCUCCCCAUCAGGUGGCAAGGAUGGCGACGAUGAUGACGAUGACGAUACACCACCUCCAGUUGUGGCCCCACGGCCAGAACACACAAAAUCAGUGUACACAAGGUCAGUGAUAGAUCCUCUCCCAGCUCCAGAGGGAGACACCUCUAAGGCAGCUGACAAACAGAAAAAGAAGGGAGGCAAAAUGACUGAUGAGGAGAUCAUGGAGAAACUAAGAACUAUUGUCAGUAUUGGAGAUCCUAAGAAGAAGUACACUCGCUAUGAGAAGAUCGGCCAGGGUGCGUCUGGUACAGUUUACACAGCCAUAGAUGUUGCCACAGGACAAGAGGUGGCCAUCAAACAGAUCAACUUGCAGAAGCAGCCGAAGAAAGAGCUAAUUAUCAACGAGAUCCUGGUCAUGAAGGAGCUGAAGAACCCCAACAUUGUCAAUUUCUUAGAUAGUUUCCUUGUAGGAGAUGAGCUUUUUGUGGUGAUGGAGUACCUGGCUGGUGGCUCCCUAACCGAUGUUGUGACGGAGACGUGCAUGGACGAUGCUCAGAUCGCCGCCGUCUGCAGAGAGGUCCUACAGGCUCUGGAGUUUCUUCACGCCAACCAGGUCAUCCACAGAGACAUCAAGAGUGACAAUGUGCUGCUGGGGAUGGACGGAUCAGUCAAACUCACUGACUUCGGCUUCUGUGCCCAGAUCACUCCAGAGCAGAGCAAACGCAGCACCAUGGUGGGGACACCAUACUGGAUGGCUCCAGAGGUGGUUACUAGGAAAGCCUACGGACCCAAAGUGGACAUUUGGUCUUUGGGGAUUAUGGCCAUAGAGAUGGUGGAGGGAGAGCCUCCAUAUCUCAACGAGAACCCUCUCAGGGCAUUGUAUUUAAUUGCCACCAAUGGGACUCCUGAGCUGCAGAGUCCGGAGAAGCUGUCUCCUGUCUUCAGAUCCUUCCUGUCCCGCUGUCUGGAGAUGGACGUGGAGAAGCGAGGAUCAGGCAGAGAACUGCUACAGCAUCCAUUCCUGAAGCUGGCCAAGCCUCUGUCCAGCCUCACCCCGCUCAUCCUGGCAGCCAAGGAGGCCAUGAGGAGCAACCGCUAAAUCCCAGUCUCUAAAGACUAUAAGACCUGACGCCAAUGACAUCCAAACAAGCCAGCAUCUUCUCCUGGUCUACGUAUGAUGAUCAUCAGCGACCUGCUAGUGUUUGUGUUUUUUCAAAGGUUCAUAAAUUGCAUCUCCUCUCUUGCCAGUGUUUCUGUCCUGAAGCCAUAUUUAUCUUACCUUUUGUGCCUUGUUCCAAAGCUGCAUACAACCGUAGCGUGUUCUCUCUUUGGUGCAGCCAUAGCACGUGUGUGCUGUUGAUGUUGACACUGGUUUUUUUAUACAUAUCAGGAAUGCGAGACUAUUGUUGCAAAGGUUCAAGACUCUUUGCACACCAAGGCCACAUUCACAAAGGAUCUUAUCUUACCACUGGGAGUCCUCCUAAAAGGCGCUAAAAGUUCCUAGCUCAAGUUUCCUCUUAAGACCCGUUUACAAAGCUUAGGAGAGCUGCCUUUACUGUGGAAAUGAGGAACUCCUUAGAGGAAGAGCAAGGGGCAGGGGGGGGACCUGUUGCUAUGGAUGACAUCAGUGCUUUGUCCCAAUUCCAUACUACAUACUAAUUAUAAGCAGCUUGUGAAUAUGUUGUGUGUUCAUACUGAAGCAGUGCCAAAAUAAACUAAACUAUGCUCAAACAGUCAGUAUGCUGACUGAAAAAAAACAAUUCUUGAUUUCUCAGUGUGAUGAGAAAUCAAGAAUUGGUGAAAACAGCUCCAGAAACAACUUUAGAAAACAGGAAAUAACUAUUCCGUUUUUUGCUUUCUCUUUGUGAAGGUUAAUUGGAGGCGGUAUGUCAUGCAUGCUAUCUGAUUGACAUAAUAAUUUCUUGUUAUUAUACAACAGUUAAGUAUGUUGAUUUCUCAUGUACUAACUGCAAAAACAGUGUACUAUAAUAUUUAGUAUGCACUGUAUAGCGUCAGUGUGUAGUUUGAAAUUGGGACAUUGGAGCUUAAGUUUCAUGAAUGAACUGAAUCCUUAGAUUGUUUGGUUGACAGGUGACCGGUCAGUGUCAGCUAAAUGAAAUAUACUGUCAAUAUCCAGGAACAUUAGAAACAAAUGAACAACAAAUGAAAAUAUAGAUAGACAGAGAGAUAGAUACUCUUUAUUUACUUAAUGCUUAUUUAAUGUAUUCUUCAUUAAAUGUUGAACAGUAAGAUCUGUUCGGUUCUUCAGCACUGCAUCUGACUUGUUUUGAUUUGUUGCUGAGCUGACUGGAUCUUUAUUAACUUGCCAGCCAUCAAUAUAGGCUUUUAUAAGUUCAUUAUUGUGUUUUUUGCUGCAUUACUUUAAGCAGGUCGUGACCCAUGCGUCCUCUGGACUGCCUCUGCCUUCUCACAGACGUAGGAACUAGGUUUGAGCACUGAAUUGCUCUGUGAAUUACUCUUAGACUUAAACAAAGAUGUUGGGGUCUUAAAGUUUGGACUGACACAGCCCUUCAUUUCCUUUCCUUUCCUUUAGAGUUUCCUCUAACUCGACCAGUUAGAAGCUACAUUUAGCCUUAGAAUUAGGACUGCAACUAACAAUUAUUUUCAUUAUCGAUAAACGUGACAAUUUUUUUCUCAAUUAAUAGUGGUCUAUAAAAUGACUGUUCUAUACUUUACUAUUUUAUUUGAUUUUAUUUUACGACCAUGUCAUCAAAUUACUUGUUUCGUCUGACCAACAGUCCAGAAUCAAAACAUUUUCAGUUUAUUAUCACAUGAGAUUGCGUUUCCCGAACUUGUUACCUCUUAAAAAAAAAAAGCAGUGUCUAAUUGCAGUCAGAAGUCUAUAAAUUACCAAUUUUGACCUCUAAUCUUCACUUCAUGUUAUCUCAUUUGAAUACGUUUUUGAGGCCCAGAGAGGUAAAACUAUACAAGCUUUUCAAAAAAAAAAAGCAAACAUCGGAGA